This is a messenger RNA of Mytilus trossulus (common blue mussel), 815 nucleotides long. RefSeq names its product poly [ADP-ribose] polymerase 1-like. Lineage: Eukaryota; Metazoa; Mollusca; Bivalvia; Mytilida; Mytilidae. Gene Ontology annotation, molecular function: DNA binding; zinc ion binding; transcription coactivator activity. Gene Ontology annotation, biological process: positive regulation of transcription initiation by RNA polymerase II. Gene Ontology annotation, cellular component: transcription regulator complex; nucleus. The transcript has a single exon. The record is from RefSeq and is a predicted model, not a curated record. The coding region runs from base 55 to 783 and encodes 242 amino acids.
CAUGUUUAUUUACACUUUAACUGAUUCAUGUGACCUGUCAACAACCGAUUGAAAAUGGACGACAACGUUUAUUUUUGUUGUGAAUAUGCUAGGUCAAGUAUAGGGAGUUGUAAGGCAUGCCCAAAAGCUAUUUCAAAGAACGCUGUUAAAAUCGGAUUUACUCCUGAUUUCGAUCAUUGUGGAACGAUCUGGUUUCAUUUUAGUUGCUUCUUCAAGAAAUGUUUUUUUCGUAAACAAUUAAAAGGUGACACUGAAACAGAGUCAGUCUUUGUUGGCUUCAAUGAUUUGAAAGAAACCGACCAAGAAAGAAUAAGAAAAGCACGCGAAAAGCUCGUGUUGUCAUUGACAACGAGAAAGCCAGAAACAAAGAAAGGAAAACGAAUUGCAGACGAUGAUGAAUCAGAAUGGAAGCCACCCACGAAAAAGCAGAAAAUAUCAACACAACCAGAAAAAGAAUUAACAGUUGGAAAACACACUUAUCAAAUACAGGAUCUUUUACACAUUAAUAUAAGUAGAUGGAAAGACAUUAUCCUUGUUGGUAUAAGAGAAUACUACAGACCCACAACAGGUGGACAACUAAGGCCCGGUAAGAAGGGAAUAUCACUCACGGUCGAUCAAUACCGUACACUAAUCGAUCAGAAACUUUCUAUUUCCAAAGCAAUCCAACACAUCAAAGAAGAUUUAGAAAGAAAAGAAGCAAUCAAAAAGAAGACAAAGAAACAGACAAAAAAAGGCAAACAUAUUAAGUUAUUUUUAGAUAUGACUUUAAAAGGACAUUUUUAAUAUAUGGUCUAGUUAACCAUUGUAGGCAUCAU